UCUCUCUCUCUCACACACACACACACACACACACACCCCUCCAUGUCCAGGAACUCAAGCAUUAACCAAAAACAAAUGCCUGGAAACAGAGAAAUCGGUGCGAAUAGUCCAAAUGACGAAGAAGUGAAAAAGAUGAUUCAUGUAUUGCCUUGUGGAGAUGAUCAAAAGGGUAAAAAGAUGGAGUUGGGUGCUGUACAAGAAGGAGCAGAAGAAAAGGAAGAAGAGGGUUCAGAUGUUUUCUCCAUUGAAGGAAAUUAUCCGUCGUCUUCGAAUCCAACCGAGGCUGAUGAUGCAGAAGACUCUUCAAGUAUACCACCAGUCAAAUUUUGUGAAUUCAAGAUGAGAGUUUUUCUCUUUGAGACACGGUUAACUCCAAGUGAUGUCGAAAAUGGGAGGCUUUUUAUUCCUGUGGAAAUUGCAAUAGUCCACUUCCCCCCUCUUAUACCGGGAUUCCAGAUCGCGUAUUGGGAGAGAAUCCGAAUGACAACUCCCGAUAGAAACACCCAAAACCACCGUGAUUGGCUCAUGAUCAUCACCUACGAUCCCGAGGAAUGCGUUUUCAAGAUAAACAGCGUCAAGUGGCAGAAAUUCGCUCGCCAUCACGAUUUGAAAGCCACAGAUUCGAUUCGAUUCUACAAGCCUUUCCCACGUGCUGAUAACAACAAUUUCUUGAUUCAGCAUAUUAGUGGCGAUAAGGAGAUUACUAGUGGCAAUCCGGAUUUCAAGCAGGAAAAUUUUUUGUUCGAGAGGCAAUUGGGCCUUUACGAGGUGAGAUCGAGCGGGAGGCCAGUGACUCUGGCUACGAAAGUAGUGAGAAAGCAUUUCCCUGCGGUUAGGGUUCCCGCGGAAACUCACAAGUUGGAGAGACUUUACUUUACUGAUGCUCAAAACAAGGAGUGGUGUUGGAAAAUUUACUUCUCUUUUGGGAACUAUGUGAUUGAAGGGUUGGAGGGGUUUGUGAAUGAGUACAAGGUGGAUGUGGGGGAUGUGGUUAGGUUUUUCAAAAUUGAUGGCAAUGGGGAAUCGCAACGCCAUUUCCUUAUCGAGCAUGUGAGGAGACAGGAGGUAGCCGUCGGUGGUGGGACUAGCACUAAUUUGUUUUGUGCAUGGCAUGGCGCGGGGGGAAGAAAUGGUGGUGGCUGCGGUGGGGGUAGUGCUAGAGCAAAUGAAGGCACUAUGGGUGAUAGGGGUGGCUGCGGUUGCGAUGGUGGUGGUGGUAGACGAGGAAAAAGGAAGAAAAAAUUUGGUUUUGGAAUUUGUUUUAUGCCAUGAAUGCGGUAACCGGGUUACUAGUCGAUUUUUUUUAUUCUGUCAAAUCGAGAGUAAAUUCGAAUCAUCCAAUAAGUUGUAAGUAGAUAUAAGAAAAUCUGCACUCA
Rhododendron vialii is the source of this 1376-nucleotide messenger RNA. RefSeq lists its product as uncharacterized. The coding region runs from base 43 to 1272 and encodes 409 amino acids. Lineage: Eukaryota; Viridiplantae; Streptophyta; Magnoliopsida; Ericales; Ericaceae. Gene Ontology annotation, molecular function: DNA binding; DNA-binding transcription factor activity. The transcript is spliced from 2 exons. The record is from RefSeq and is a predicted model, not a curated record.